Messenger RNA from Staurois parvus, 416 nucleotides. The record is from the annotation of a GenBank genome assembly. Lineage: Eukaryota; Metazoa; Chordata; Amphibia; Anura; Ranidae.
AACAAGAAAAAAAAUAUUCUGAACCAAUGGACUGCAGACAUAGUACAGGAGAUGACCAGAGACUGCGGACAUACUACAGGAGAUGACCAUAGACUUCGGAACACAGUACAGAGGAUGACCAGAGACUGCGGACACAGUACAGGGGAUGACCAGAGACUGCGGACACAGUACAGGGGAUGACCAGAGACUGCGGACACAGUACAGGGGAUGACCAGAGACUGCGGACACAGUACAGGAGAUGACCAGAGACUGCGGACACAGUACAGGAGAUGACCAGAGACUGCGGACACAGUACAGGAGAUGACCAGAGACUUCGGAACACAGUACAGGGGAUGACCAGAGACUGCGGACACAGUACAGGGGAUGACCACAGACAUAGUACAGGAGAUGACCAGAGACUGCGGACACAGUACAGG